UGUGUGUGUGUGUGUGUGUGUGUGUGUGUGUGUGUGUUUGUUUUGGCAGCUGGUGUUGAUCUGGUAGCUGUUGAAAAUUGAGUAGAACCCAUCAGAUGUCCUGAUUAAUUGAGAGGUGCGGAGAGACGACGGACAGACAGACGCUCCCUUAACGGGAUUCCACAGCUUCAUCAAUAGACUAUGGCUUCUCGACCUGAACUAGAGGACCAGAAAUCCACAGGAUCCACAGAGAAGCACAAAGAUGAUCAACUCAGUGAGAACUCAGAGACAGAAGAGAAGGCUUUUUCCAUGGCGCCGGCCCAUUCCACUGUGGCCCUGGUAGAGACGGGGUGUGAGGAAGACGACCCGUGGAAUUUACCAGAACUACAGGACGGAGCGGCAGCAUGGUCAGAUCUAGACGCCAAGGGGAAGGUGUUGAGGGUGGUGACGUCGGCAGGGAAGGGACUUCUGCUGCUGGGGUUCCUGUACAUGUUCAUCUGUUCACUAGACAUCCUCAGCUCUGCCUUUCAACUGGUUGGAGGUAAAGCAGCAGGUGACAUCUUCACAGAGGGCUCAGUGCUGUCGAACCCUCUGGCUGGUCUGGUCAUAGGAGUACUGGUCACUCUGUUGGUUCAGAGCUCCUCUACCUCCUCUUCUAUAGUGGUCAGCAUGGUCUCCUCUGGACUGUUACAGGUCCAGAUGGCUGUCCCUGUCAUCAUGGGGACCAACAUCGGAACUUCCGUCACCAACACGCUUGUUGCCAUGACGCAGGCUGGCGACCGCAACAAGUUCCGCAGGGCCUUUGCUGGAGCUACGGUUCAUGACUUCUUCAACUGGCUCUCUGUGCUGGUCUUCCUGCCUUUGGAGGUGGCGUCGGGUUACAUGUACAAGCUGACCAAGCUGCUGGUUGACUCCUUCAACAUCCAGGGUGGAGAGAAGACUCCAGAACUCCUCCAUGUCAUCACCGACCCUCUAACAAAGGCAAUCAUCGAGUUGGACAAGUCGGUCAUCAGUGGUAUUGCUACAGGAGACCCGGCUGCCAGGAAUAAGAGUCUCAUCUUAAAAUGGUGCAAAACAUUCACCAAUGUGACCCUGAGGAAUGAGACGGUCCCCGGGCCAGAGAACUGCACCUCCCCAGCCCUCUGUUGGUGUUCCCAGGACCUCUGCUACACUCUACAUAACAUCUCAGAGACCUACAACAUACAGACAUGUAAUCAUAUCUUUGUGAACGUGGACCUGUCUGACCUGGCGAUAGGCCUGAUCCUGCUGGCUCUGUCUCUGCUGGUGCUGUGUUCCUGUCUCAUCCUCAUCGUCAAGCUGCUCAACUCCAUGCUGAAGGGACAGGUGGCCAUGGUCAUCAAGAAGGUGCUCAACACAGAUUUCCCUUUCCCCUUUGGCUGGGUGACUGGUUACAUCGCCAUCCUGGUCGGAGCUGGAAUGACCUUCAUCGUCCAGAGUAGUUCUGUCUUCACCUCCGCUAUCACUCCACUCGUUGGUAUUGGUGUGAUCAGCAUCGAGAGGGCGUACCCUCUGUCGCUAGGGGCCAACAUCGGCACGACGACCACGGCUAUACUGGCAGCCAUGGCAGCACCUGGAGACACACUGGCCAACGCUCUGCAGAUCGCUCUGAUUCACUUCGUGUUCAACGUGUCUGGUAUCAUCUUGUGGUAUCCAAUCCCCUUUACCCGUAUCCCCAUCCGAUUGGCUAAGGCCCUGGGUGACAUCACGGCAGAGUAUCGCUGGUUCGCCGGCGUCUACAUCAUUUCCUGCUUCUUUCUCCUGCCCCUCUUCGUCUUCGGCCUAUCGAUGGCCGGCUGGAAGGUGCUGGUUGGUGUGGGCGUUCCCAUAGUGGCCUUGUUGAUCAUCGUCAUUGUAGUGAACGUGCUUCAGGCACGGCUACCCAGGUGUCUCCCCGCGGUACUGCACUCCUGGGACUUCCUGCCUCUCUGGGCCCACUCCUUAGAACCCUGGGACCGCGUGGUCGCCGUGGUAGCAGCCAAAUGCUGCUGCUGCUGCAAGUGUUGCCAGACCGGACCGGAGGAGGAGGAGGAAGAGGAGAAAGGAGGAGGAGGGCAUUUCCUGGAGAUGUACGACAACCCUGCCAUGAUGAACGGUGUUGACUGGGGGGAAAAGAGGGAGGACAAAGAGGACGUCUUGAAAGCAACGCAGCUUUGAUUCUGUCGCGACACUUCGUAACUGCUUCGUAUAGGCAUUAUAACCCGUCUAUAAUGUGAUUAUGGUCUUAUGACUCUUCUAUAACAUGGUUAUAAAGGUGCUAUGUAGGGUUACAAAAUUCCAAUAACUAUUCCAAAAUUCCCUGUUUGUUUUCCCAGAAAUCCUGGUUAGAGGAUUCCCAGAUGUCCUGGUUAUUUCCUCGUAAUUCCAGGAAUCUUCUAAACAGGAUUUCUGGGGGGGGAAAAAAACAGGACAUUUGGGGGGAAGUUACCGGAAUUUUGAAACUCUAGUCUUAUGUCAUGUCCUAUGUCAUGCUUAUGAGAUGUUAAACGUUGUUAUGGCAUAUUCCUAGAGAUCAGUCCGGAGCUACGACCUAGCAGCUCGUAAAGUUGGUCACAUAUGAACAACGUACUAAUAAUAAUAAUAAUGGAUUGGAUUUAUAUCGCGCCCUCUCUACCAACUGAGGGAUUCAAAGCGUUUUACAUAGUAAAGGGUGAAACUCACCUCAUCCACCACCAAUGUGUGGUUGAUGCACCGGCAGCCAUUUUGUGCCAGAACGCUCAUCAUAUCAUUUCACCUCAUCCACCACCAAUGUGUGGGUGAUGCACCGGCAGCCAUUUUGUGCCAGAACGCUCAUCAUAUCAUUUCACCUCAUCCACCACCAAUGUGUGGGUGAUGCACCGGCAGCCAUUUUGUGCCAGAACGCUCAUCAUAUCAUUUCACCUCAUCCACCACCAAUGUGUGGGUGAUGCACCGGCAGCCAUUUUGUGCCAGAACGCUCAUCAUAUCAUUUCACCUCUCCACCAUGCUAGCUGAUGUGUGGUGAGCGUUCUGGCACAAAAUGGCUGCCGAUUAGGAAUGAGGGGGAUGAUUAGGUGGCCAUGAUGGAAAUGGGUUCCAGGUUGCGAAUGUAACAGGGACAAACUGGACCUGUAACAGGGACAAACAGGACAAACAGGAUCUGUAACAGGGACAAACAGGAUCUGUCCUUAAGACAAACAGGACCUGUAACAGGGACAACAAGAUCUGUCCUUAAGACAAACUGGACCUGUAACAGGGACAACAGGAUCUGUCCUUAAGACAAACAGGACCUGUAACAGGGACAAACAGGACCUGUAACAGGGACAACAGGAUCUGUCCUUAAAACAAACAGGACCUGUAACAGGGACAACAGGAUCUGUCCUUAAAACAAACAGGACCUGUAACAGGGACAACAGGAUCUGUCCUUAAGACAAACAGGACCUGUAACAGGGACAACUGGGACCUUUAACAGGGACAAACAGGAUCUGUCCUUAAGACAAACAGGACCUGUAACAGGGACAACCGGGACCUGUAACAACAGGACCUGUAACAGGGACAACAGUAGGAUGGACCUGUAACAGGGACAACCGGGACCUGUAACAGGGACAAACGGGACCUGUAACAGGGACAAACGGGACCUGUAACAGGGACAAACAGGACCUGUAACAGGGACAAACAGGAUCUGUCCUUAAGACAAACAGGACCUGUAACAGGGACAAACAGGACCUGUAACAGGGACAAACAGGAUCUGUCCUUAAGACAAACGGGACCUGUAACAGGGACAAACAGGAUCUGUCCUUAAGACAAACAGGACCUGUAACAGGGACAAACAGGACCUGUCCUUAAGACAAACAGGACCUGUAACAGGGACAACAGGACCUGUAACAGG
Messenger RNA from Oncorhynchus tshawytscha (Chinook salmon), 3844 nucleotides. RefSeq names its product sodium-dependent phosphate transport protein 2B-like. The record is from RefSeq and is a predicted model, not a curated record. Gene Ontology annotation, biological process: sodium-dependent phosphate transport; intracellular phosphate ion homeostasis. Lineage: Eukaryota; Metazoa; Chordata; Actinopteri; Salmoniformes; Salmonidae. Gene Ontology annotation, cellular component: brush border; vesicle; apical plasma membrane. Gene Ontology annotation, molecular function: sodium:phosphate symporter activity.